Zeugodacus cucurbitae (melon fly) is the source of this 2590-nucleotide messenger RNA. RefSeq names its product conserved oligomeric Golgi complex subunit 2 (gene Cog2). The transcript is spliced from 4 exons. NCBI's taxonomy places the organism in Eukaryota, Metazoa, Arthropoda, Insecta, Diptera, Tephritidae. Gene Ontology annotation, biological process: Golgi organization; protein transport; intra-Golgi vesicle-mediated transport. Gene Ontology annotation, cellular component: COG complex; membrane. Bases 115 to 2265 code for a protein of 716 amino acids. The record is from RefSeq and is a predicted model, not a curated record.
AUUGAUCAUUAUACCGACAUUCGUGGCAAAGAGAUUUGUUUACUUUUUGUAUGUGUUCGAUUAAAGAAUAAAUAAUAAUUUCUUAUAUAUUGUUUAGUAAACUAUCUUAAAGUAAUGCAAGAUCAAAACAAAACCUUUGCAAGAAUUGAUGGAAACAAAAACUCGACGUCUUUGUGUUUUGACAAAAAUGAUUUCAUGAAGGGAAACUUUUCCGUCGAUGAAUUUUUGCAUAAAAAUCGAAAUGCACCAAGUCUGGAACAGCUGCGUGAUGACUUGGGAAUAUAUUUGAAAGAUUUGCGGGCCUCUAUGAUUGAUCUCAUUAAUGAAGACUAUGCUGACUUUGUGAGUUUGUCCGCAAACCUAGUUGGGUUAGAUCAAUCCAUUGCAGAUAUAGAAAAUCCUUUGCUUCAGUUUCGUAAAGAAGUCGAAAAUAUUCGUGCUUUGCUCCAAGAAUGUGCUUCAGAAGUUCGUCAUAAUUUGGAGAAAAAGCAACAAUUUCGUGUGCAAAAGCGAAAUUUGCAAUGUUAUCAGAAAGUGGAAGGAACCUUGCAAAAGCUUGAAAGCUUAUUAGAACAUCAACUAAAAGAAAACCUUAAACCAAUUGAUUUGGAGCGUGCAGCACUUGAAUUAAUACAAUUGCAAUUUAAUCAAAAGUUUUGUUGGGAUCUAUUAAAGGAUGAGCAGAAAAAACAUUCCGAAAGAUUGCAAAAUGAAGUUUUUGCUAAAUUGCGCAUAUUUUUUAAUGAUGCCUUGAAAAGUUCCAAUAGUACAUGCUCGGAACUUUUGGAGCGCUGUUUAAGAAUUUAUAUAACACUUGAUGCUUGUCCAAUGGCAGAACAAGUUUUUCGUGAAGACAUCGUUGCACCUUAUAUGAGUGCUAAUAUUUCGGAACAUUGCCUGCAAAACUCUCCACAAGGUUUAUCAGGGAUAUACGGAAAGAUUUUAAAUUUUAUAUCACUCCACAUGACCGAUUUGCUACGCUUGACACACUACACAGACAAACUUAGCGGUUUUAAUUUUUUAGUUAAUAGCUUUUGGGUGGAUGUAGAAAUGCGUUUGGAAACUCAUAUGACAUCGAUCUUUGCACCCGGUAAUUCCGACGUUUUCUACAUGAAAUAUAAAUGCACACGAGACUUUUUGUCAAAGAUUGAAGAGCUCUUGGCGAAUGACAAUGCGGUGCGGGAUUUCAAGCAACACAAACAAACGAUAAGCUUCCAAUCGCGGUGGAAUCUACCAGUUUAUUUCCAAAUAUGUUUUCAGGAGAUAGCUGGAGAGUUUGAAACGGUGCUGGUACCUUUGUUACAUGCAGAUAUGAUGAUUUCUAAAUCAAAAGUAGUAAAUAUUGGCUAUCAAUUGGCCGCAUUUAAUAGCGCAUCUAAAGCUAUAGAACAUUGUUGGAAAGAAGGUGUCUAUCUCUCUGAGAUUUUUCCAAAAUUUUACAAACUAAGCGUCCAAAUUUUACUACGACUUUCUCGGUGGAUCUCCGACGUUUUACAGCUCAUUACAAAAAGCAGUUCAAAAAACGUGAACAACUUGGAGGGACCUCCUCAAAUCAACAAAACGAAUGUACUAAUCGCAUUGUAUGCAGAUGUACAGGUGCUUAUCGGACAAUUGCCUCAAAUACAGCGACACAUCGCAAUAAAUAUGCCGCAGGAGUUACAAAGUGAUGCAGACUUUUGUAGUAUUAUUGCAAAAUCAAUCGCCGAUGUGCGGGGAACACUUGAAAGCCAUCUCGGUACGGUUGAAGCUGCAAUAGUGGACAUUUUAAUAUCUGAAAGUGGCAUAGAAAGUGUGCGUCAAGUUAAAGAGUUGCCGCGUUUGUAUCGGAAAACCAAUCGGGAUAUACCUGCAAAGUCAUCGCCAUACAUUGAACAGAUGCUCCGUUCAUUGAAAGCAUUUCAAAACGAACAAAGUUCACAACUCGGAAAUGUUAUUGCCACCAAUGUUUUAUUAAAAGUAUGCUCAAAAAUAACUAAAGAUUAUUACGUUGCCGUCAAGGAUGUACUUACAUCUGUGCAAAAAACAGAGGAAUCACUACGUCGUUUACGCAAUCUUAAGAGCGGCGCUACAGCAGCACUAACGACCGGCGCAACAACGAUGUCGGACGAUGAUAAAAUACGAUUGCAACUACACGUAGAUGUCAUUGCAUGGACGGGGGAAUUGGCCAAAAUGGGUCUAAUGCCUUCGCAAGUGGAAGACUUGCUCGAAUUGAAUAAUAUUGUCGAAGCAAACUCGAAAUUGAAAGAAACCAAAGAUAAUCAAUAAGAACAGCAAAUUUGUUUAAUUUUGAUAAAUACAGAAUUUACUGAGCAUGUAAUAUUUAACACUAAAUAUUUAAUUGACAAUUUGUAUUUAUAUUUUACAAACGUUCUGUUAAUUAUACUUCCGCUUGAAAUCAAUGCCUGGUACGCACUUCUAAUUGUUAGGCACUGUUUAUUAUUGUCAUAGUAUUUAUCAAUUAUAUGUGGUGUGCAGUGACAAUUAUAGAAAAUAAUAUGCUUUAGUAUUUAAUUUAUGCUAUCAAAAAAUAUAAAAAAUCUGUAUUAUAUUUAAUAUCGUAAUUUGUAAAUAAAUGCAUCAUUUCAUUUUA